UGUGCCUUUAACUCACCAACUGAAAAAAAAAAAGUGGGAAAGGAUGUCUGGAGGCGAGGCGUCCCAUUACAGAGGAAGGAGCUCCCUAUAUAAGCCUGCCAAAGCUGGCUGCUCUGGCCACAGCCUGCCUACCGUCACGCGUCUCUCCCGCGCGCAGACACACACCCUAGCCUCUGGUGGGCACAGACAGUGGCUGGGGAGACGCUAGGGACUGCGCGCUUAGGAACUCGCUGUGGCUUAACCCAGGUACUUCUUCACCAAGCCGGUGCACCCAGAGACUUUGAUUCCCCCGACCUGGAAAAGAUCCUUCUUCCAAGAAGAUUGGGGACAUCCAACUGUAUUCUUUCAAGUACAUCUAAAUACCAAAUUCUACUGGGAGUUCAGAUACCCUACAGAACGAGAGGCCCCUAGUCAAUCCAACCUCCACCAUGGGGGCCAUGACCUGGCUACUGCUGGGCAUCUUUUUAGCUUUGUCUGCCCUCACUCCCGAAGGUGGGGUCCUCAAGAAAGUCAUCAGGCACAAGCGAGAGAGUGGGCUGAACUUGACCCUGCCAGAGGAGAAUCAGCCAGUGGUGUUCAACCACGUUUACAAUAUCAAAUUGCCCAUGGGUUCUCAGUGCUCGGUGGAUCUGGAGUCUGCGAGUGGGGAGAAAGACCUGACCCCCACGCCAGAGUCCAGCAGAAGCUUCCAGGAACAUACAGUGGAUGGGGAAAACCAAAUUGUGUUCACACACCGCAUCAACAUCCCCCGCCGGGCCUGCGGCUGUGCUGCAGCUCCAGAUGUGAAGGAGCUCCUGAGCAGGCUGGAGGAGCUGGAGCUGUUGGUAUCUUCUCUAAGGGAGCAAUGCACCAUGGGUACAGGCUGCUGCCUCCAACCUGCAGAAGGCCGUCUGGACACCAGGCCCUUCUGCAGCGGCCGGGGCAACUUCAGCACGGAAGGCUGUGGCUGUGUCUGCGAACCAGGCUGGAAAGGCCCUAACUGCUCUGAGCCUGAAUGCCCUGGGAACUGUAAUCUCAGAGGCCAGUGCCUUGAUGGACAGUGUAUCUGUGAUGAAGGUUUCACUGGGGAAGACUGCAGCCAGCUGGCCUGUCCCAAUGACUGCAAUGACCAGGGCAGGUGUGUGAACGGGGUCUGUGUGUGCUUCGAAGGCUAUGCUGGCCUUGACUGUGGCCUGGAAGUCUGCCCAGUGCCCUGCAGUGAGGAACACGGGAUGUGUGUGGAUGGCAGGUGUGUGUGCAAAGAUGGCUUUGCCGGUGAGGACUGCAACGAGCCCCUUUGCUUAAACAACUGCUACAACCGUGGAAGAUGUGUGGAGAACGAGUGUGUCUGCGAUGAGGGUUUCACUGGCGAGGACUGCAGUGAGCUCAUUUGUCCCAAUGACUGCUUCGACCGCGGGCGCUGCGUCAAUGGCACCUGCUACUGUGAAGAAGGCUUCACAGGCGAAGACUGUGGCGAGCUUACCUGCCCCAACAACUGUCAGGGCCAUGGCCGGUGUGAGGAGGGACAGUGUGUUUGUGAUGAGGGCUUUGCAGGGGCAGACUGCAGUGAAAAACGGUGUCCCGCCGAUUGUCACCACCGUGGCCGCUGCCUCAACGGGCAGUGUGAAUGUGAUGAUGGAUUCACUGGGGCUGACUGUGGGGAUCUCCAGUGUCCCAAUGGCUGCAGUGGGCAUGGCCGCUGUGUCAAUGGGCAGUGCGUGUGUGAUGAAGGCUACACCGGAGAAGACUGCAGCCAGCGGCGAUGUCCCAAUGACUGCCACAGCCGGGGUCUCUGCGUACAGGGAAAGUGUGUAUGUGAGCAAGGCUUCAAGGGUUUUGACUGUAGUGAGAUGAGCUGUCCCAAUGACUGCCACCAACAUGGCCGCUGCGUGAAUGGCAUGUGCAUCUGUGAUGACGACUACACCGGGGAAGACUGCAGAGACAGGCGCUGUCCCCGGGACUGCAGCCAGCGGGGGCGCUGUGUGGAUGGACAGUGCAUCUGUGAGGAUGGCUUCACUGGCCCUGACUGUGCUGAACUUUCCUGCCCCAGUGACUGCCACGGCCAUGGCCGCUGUGUGAAUGGCCAAUGCAUCUGCCAUGAGGGCUUCACCGGCAAGGACUGCAAAGAACAAAGGUGCCCCAGUGACUGCCAUGGCCAAGGCCGCUGUGAGGACGGUCAGUGUAUCUGCCAUGAGGGCUUCACGGGUCUGGAUUGUGGGCAGCGCUCCUGUCCUAAUGACUGCAGCAACCAGGGACAAUGCGUGUCGGGCCGCUGCAUCUGCAAUGAAGGCUACACAGGAGUAGACUGCUUUGAGGUGUCCCCUCCCAAAGACCUCAUUGUGACAGAAGUAACAGAGGAGACUGUAAACCUGGCAUGGGACAAUGAGAUGCGAGUCACUGAGUACCUCAUCAUGUACACGCCCACCCAUGCUGAUGGCCUGGAGAUGCAGUUCCGUGUGCCUGGGGACCAGACGUCCACCACCAUCCGGGAGCUGGAGCCAGGGGUGGAGUACUUCAUUCGUGUGUUCGCCAUCUUGGAGAACAAGAAGAGCAUCCCCGUCAGUGCCAGGGUUGCUACCUACUUGCCUGCACCUGAAGGUCUAAAAUUCAAGUCUAUCAAGGAGACAUCUGUGGAAGUAGAAUGGGAUCCUCUAGACAUUGCUUUUGAAACGUGGGAGAUCAUUUUCCGAAAUAUGAACAAGGAAGAUGAGGGAGAGAUCACAAAGAGCCUGAGGAGGCCAGAGACUUCCUACCGGCAAACUGGCCUUGCUCCUGGCCAAGAAUAUGAAAUAUCUCUGCACAUUGUGAAAAACAACACCCGAGGCCCUGGCUUGAAGAAAGUGACCACAACCCGCCUGGAUGCUCCCAGCCAUAUUGAGGCGAGAGAUGUCACAGACACCACAGCACUGAUCACCUGGUCCAAGCCCUUGGCUGAAAUCGAUAGCAUUGAGCUCUCCUAUGGCAUCAAGGAUGUGCCUGGAGACCGUACCACCAUCGACCUCACGCACGAAGACAACCAGUACUCCAUCGGGAACCUAAGACCUGACACGGAGUAUGAGGUGUCCCUCAUCUCCCGCAGAGUGGACAUGACAAGCAACCCUGCCAAGGAGACCUUCAUCACAGGUCUGGAUGCUCCCAGGAAUCUCCGCCGUGUCUCCCAGACAGACGACAGCAUCACCUUGGAGUGGAGAAAUGUCAAGGCAGACAUCGACAGUUACAGAAUUAAGUAUGCACCUAUCUCUGGAGGUGACCACGCCGAGAUAGAUGUUCCAAAGAGCCAGCAAGCCACGACCAAAACCACACUCACAGGUCUAAGGCCAGGAACAGAAUAUGGGGUUGGUGUUUCUGCUGUUAAGGGAGACAAGGAGAGCGACCCAGCGACCAUCAAUGCAGCCACAGAAAUUGAUGCACCUAAGGACCUACAGGUGUCUGAAACCACUCAAGAUAGUCUGACUUUAUUCUGGAAGACACCUCUGGCCAAGUUUGAUCGUUACCGCCUCAACUACAGCCUCCCCACAGGCCAGUCGAUGGAGGUCCAGCUGCCAAAGGACACCACCUCCCAUGUCCUGACAGACCUGGAGCCAGGGCAAGAAUACACUGUCCUCCUCACUGCCGAGAAGGGCAGACAUAAGAGCAAGCCUGCGCGUGUGAAGGCAUCCACAGAAGAAGUACCUUCCCUGGAAAAUCUCACGGUGACUGAGGCCGGCUGGGAUGGCCUCAGACUCAACUGGACUGCAGAUGACCUGGCCUAUGAGUACUUUGUCAUUCAGGUACAGGAAGCCAACAAGGUGGAGACUGCUCACAACUUCACAGUCCCUGGUAACCUCCGGGCGGCGGACAUCCCAGGCCUCAAGGUGGCCACUCCUUAUAUAGUCUCCAUCUAUGGGGUAGCCCGGGGCCAUAGAACACCAGUGCUCUCCGCUGAGACCUCCACAGGGAAAACUCCCAAUUUGGGAGAGGUCACUGUGGCCGAGGUGACCUGGGAUACCCUCAAGCUCAACUGGACUGCUCCAGAAGGAGCCUAUAAGAAUUUUUUCAUUCAGGUGCUAGAGGCUGACACGACCCAGACUGUCCAAAACCUCACAGUCCCAGGAGGACUGAGGUCUGUGGACCUGCCUGGUCUCAAAGCAGCCACCCGCUAUUACGUCACCCUUCAAGGGGUCACCCAGGACUUCAGCACGGCCCCUCGCUCUGUUGAGGUCUUGACAGAGAAGGUUCCAGGUCUGGGAAACUUCACAGUAACUAGGCUUAGAUGGGAUGUUCUCAAACUGGACUGAACCACGCCAGACAGGACUUAUGACCAGUUUAUCAUUUGAAUCCAGAAGACUAGCCAGGCAGAAUGGGCCUAUUCCAUUCCUGGUCACCUGUGCUCCAUGGAAAUCCUAGGCCUCAGGGUUGGUACUCCCUACACAGUCACCUUGCAUGGCAAAGUCAGGGGCCGCAACACUAAACUACUUGUUGUAGAGGUCAUCACAGAGGAUCUCCCUCAGCUGGGAGGCUUGUCUGUGACUGAGGUCAGCUGGGACGGCCUUACACUCAACUGGACUACUGAUGAUCUGGCCUAUCAGCACUUUGUCAUUCAGGUGCAGGAGGCCAACAAUGUGGAGGCCGCUCAGAACCUCACGGUACCCGGCAGCCUCAGAGCUGUGGACAUCCCAGGCCUCAAGGCUGACACCCCUUAUAGAGUUUCCAUCUAUGGGGUCAUCCAGGGCUAUAGAACACCGGUGCUCUCUACUGACAUCUCGACAGCCAAAGAACCUGAAAUUGGAAACUUAAACGUUUCUGAUGUAACUCCUGAGAGCUUCAAUCUCUCCUGGACAGCUACCGACGGGAUCUUCGACAUGUUUACUAUCGAAAUUAUUGAUUCUAAUAGGUUGCUGCUGACAGCAGAACAUAAUAUAUCUGGUGCUGAACGAACUACCCACAUCUCAGGGCUUCCGCCCAGUACUGACUUCAUUGUCUACCUCUCUGGAAUUGCUCCCAGCAUCCGUACCAAAACCAUCAGUACCACAGCCACCACAGAGGCCUUGCCCCUUCUGGAAAAUUUAACCAUUUCCGACACUAAUCCCUACGGGUUCACAGUUUCCUGGAUGGCAUCGGAGAAUGCCUUUGACAGCUUUCUAGUAACGGUGGUGGAUUCUGGGAAGCUGCUGGACCCCCAGGAAUUCACACUUUCAGGAAACCAGAGGAAGCUGGAGCUUAGAGGCCUCAUAACUGGCAUUGGCUAUGAGGUCCUGGUCUCCGGCUUCACCCAAGGGCACCAAACAAAGCCCUUGAGGGCUGAGACCAUCACAGAAGCUGAGCCGGAAGUUGACAACCUUCUAGUUUCAGAUGCCACUCCAGACGGUUUCCGUCUGUCCUGGACUGCUGAUGAAGGGAUAUUCGACAGUUUUGUUAUCAGGAUCAGAGAUACCAAAAAGCAAUCUGAACCACAAGAAAUAACCCUCCCUUCCCCCGAUCGUACCAGGGACAUAACAGGUCUCAGAGAGGCCACUGAGUACGAAAUUGAACUCUAUGGAAUAAGCCGAGGAAGGCGAUCCCAGCCAGUCAGUGCCAUAGCAACAACAGCCAUGGGUUCUCCAAAGGAAAUCAUGUUCUCAGACAUCACUGAAAAUGCAGCCACAGUCAGCUGGAGUGCACCUACUUCCCAAGUGGAGAGUUUCCGGAUUACUUAUGUGCCUAUGACAGGAGGUGCCCCAUCCAUGGUGACUGUGGAUGGAACAGACACUGAGACCCGGCUGGUGAAGCUUAUCCCUGGGGUGGAGUACCACGUCAGUGUGAUUGCCAUGAAGGGAUUUGAAGAAAGCGAUCCGGUCUCAGGGUCUCUAAUCACAGCUCUGGAUGGUCCAUCUGGCCUUCUGACAGCCAACAUCACAGACUCAGAAGCCUUGGCCAUGUGGCAGCCAGCCAUUGCUGCUGUGGACAGUUACGUCAUCUCCUACACAGGGGAGAGAGUACCCGAAGUUACACGCACCGUGUCUGGGAAUACAGUGGAGUACGAGCUACAUGACCUGGAGCCUGCCACGGAGUACACACUGAGUGUCUUUGCAGAGAAAGGACAGCAGAGGAGUUCGAUCAUCGCUACCAAGUUUACCACAGACCUCGAUUCUCCAAGAGAAUUGACUGCUACUGAGGUUCAGUCAGAAACUGCCCUCCUCACCUGGAGACCUCCCCGAGCAUCAGUCACUGGAUACCUCCUGGUCUAUGAAUCUGUGGAUGGUACAGUUAAGGAAGUCAUUGUGGGACCUGAUACCACCUCCUACAGCCUGGCAGACCUGAGCCCAUCCACCCACUACACUGCAAGGAUCCAGGCAUUGAGUGGGUCCCUGAGGAGCAAGCUGAUCCAGACCAUCUUCACCACAAUUGGACUCCUAUACCCAUUCCCCAGGGACUGCUCUCAAGCAAUGUUAAAUGGCGAUACCAGCUCUGGCCUCUACACCAUCUAUAUAAAUGGUGACAAGACCCAAGCACUGGAAGUCUACUGUGAUAUGACCUCUGAUGGAGGUGGAUGGAUCGUUUUCCUGAGACGCAAAAAUGGACGUGAGGACUUCUAUCGUAACUGGAAGGCCUAUGCUGCUGGGUUUGGAGACCGCAAAGAAGAAUUCUGGCUUGGACUGGAUAACCUGAGCAAAAUCACAGCCCAAGGGCAGUACGAACUCCGAGUGGACCUACAAGACCACGGGGAGUCAGCCUAUGCUGUGUAUGACAGGUUCAGUGUCGGAGAUGCCAAGAGUCGCUACAAGCUGAAGGUAGAAGGAUACAGUGGAACAGCAGGUGACUCCAUGAACUAUCACAAUGGUAGAUCCUUCUCCACCUAUGACAAGGACACAGACUCAGCCAUAACCAACUGUGCCUUGUCCUACAAAGGAGCUUUCUGGUAUAAGAACUGUCAUCGUGUCAACCUGAUGGGUAGAUAUGGGGACAAUAACCACAGUCAGGGGGUUAACUGGUUUCAUUGGAAGGGCCACGAGUACUCAAUCCAGUUUGCUGAGAUGAAACUGAGACCCAGCAACUUCCGAAAUCUGGAAGGCAGGCGUAAGCGGGCAUAAAUUCCAGGGACAAUUUGGUGAGAGAGGAAUGGGGCCCAGAGAAAAGAAAGGAUUUUUACCAAAGCAUCAACACAACCAGUCCAACGGUGAAGCUAUCCUUGGGCAUUUGGUGGGCAUCCAAGCAGACCAUGGAUCACUGAGGCACUGAUAUAGGCCCCUCUGCAAUGACUUCCUUUGCACCAAAGACAACAGUCUGCAACCAGUUUCUGCUUUCUUGUUUGAGCAAAGUCUCCUAGCAACCGCAACACCAUGAUUUUUACUUCUCUUGGGUGGUUCUGGCAAUGGGAGAGGGGCAAGCUGGCUAUCUAGUGGACAUGAUCAUUUUCAGAGCCAGCUGUAUUUUACACAAAGCUGUACAAUUGUUAUUGGUUGCAGUCACAAAGAUAAAACGUGUGUCAUUGGAAGUUACCCCUUGCCCCACACCCCACUGAUGUUUUGUACAUUUCCUACAACUGAAGCCAGAAAAGUGAUAUUGUUUAAAUUUUGAGGACAUUAAUAUUAUUAAUAUAAUAAUGGUGAUGGUGAUGAUGGUGAAAACUGAGGACUUUUAAAGAGAUGUUCCCUUCCCAAACUCGUCUGGACAGUACCUGAUUGUAUUUUUGUUUUGUUUUGUUUUUUAAUAAA
Messenger RNA from Apodemus sylvaticus (European woodmouse), 7652 nucleotides. It is a transcript of the gene Tnc, whose product is annotated as tenascin C. The transcript is spliced from 28 exons. Gene Ontology annotation, molecular function: protein binding. The record is from RefSeq and is a predicted model, not a curated record. Lineage: Eukaryota; Metazoa; Chordata; Mammalia; Rodentia; Muridae.